Messenger RNA from Eutrema salsugineum, 1717 nucleotides. Its product is annotated as jacalin-related lectin 36. The record is from RefSeq and is a predicted model, not a curated record. NCBI's taxonomy places the organism in Eukaryota, Viridiplantae, Streptophyta, Magnoliopsida, Brassicales, Brassicaceae. Gene Ontology annotation, molecular function: carbohydrate binding.
GUGGUAUUGAGUUAUCGGCUUAUCUAAAUGUUGUUUGAUUUAUCGGCUUAUGUCUCUGGGUGUAUAAAACGCACUUGCAUGCAUCCCCAUUCACCACACCAAGUCUCUUUUAAAGUCAUAAAAAAAACAACGAGAUAUAAUAAUGGCGGCCGCAACUAUGUCUUGGGACGACGGGAAGCACAUGAAGGUGAAGAGAGUGCAUCUUACAUAUGAAGAUGUCAUCAAAUCCAUAGAGGCUGAGUAUGACGGAGACCAAAAUCCAAAGCGUCACGGCAAUCCUGGCAAGAAAUCUGACGGUGUGAGCUUAAGCCCGGAUGAGUACAUAACCGAUAUUACUGGCUACUACAAAACUACGGGAGCUGAAGAUGCUAUAUCAGCAUUGGCUUUUAAGACCAACAAAACCGAAUAUGGUCCUUACGGAAACAAAACCAGGAACCAAUUCUCCAUUCAUGCACCCAAAGAUAAACAGAUCGCUGGUUUUCAAGGAAUUAGCAGCAACGUUCUCAACUCCAUCGACGUCCACUUCGCUCCUUUACCAUCCUCUUCCUCAACCCCAUCGUCAGCUUUGAGUCAAGCCAACAAAGUGGAUGCUCAAGGUGGGAAAGGAGGAACAUCAUGGGACGAUGGUGCUCAUGAUCAUGUAAGAAGAGUUUACGUUGGACAAGGUGAUUCUGGUGUCACUUAUGUCAAGUUCGAGUAUGAGAAGAGCGGUAACAAGGAAACACGAGAACACGGAAAGAAGACUUUGCUCGGAGCAGAAGUGUUUGAGGUUGAUCCAGACGACUACAUCACAUCAGUCGAGGUGCAAUCCGACAGGAUCUUUGGGCAAGACACGGAAGUUGUCACUUGCUUGGUCUUCAAAACAUCCAAAGGAAAAACCUCACCACCUUUUGGACUCGAGGGUUCACAGAAAUAUCAACUCAAGGACAAGAAUGGUGGCAAACUUGUUGGAUUCCAUGGACGAGUAGGCCAACUUCUUCAUGCUCUUGGAGCUUAUUUUGCACCUUCGUCGAGCACUUCUUCGUCUUCUGGUGGGGCCACUCAGCCAGCUGGUUCAGCUUCAGGUGCCAAGAAACUAGAGGCAAAAGGUGGUAACGCCGGAAAUACAUGGGACGAUGGUCCUCAUGAUAGUGUCAAGAAAGUGUACGUAGGUCAAGGCGAUUCUGGUGUAUCAUACGUCAAGUUCGUGUACGAGAAGGACUCUAAGGAGGUCACUGGAAAUGAUCAUGGAAAAAGAACACUACUUGCACCUGAAGAGUUCGUGCUUGAAUAUCCAAACGAGUAUAUCAAAUCGGUGGAGAUUAACUAUGACAACAUAUUUGGAAGUGAAGCUGAGAUUAUAACGAUGCUUAGGUUCACGACAAACAAGCGAACCUCUCCACCUUUUGGACUUGAAGGAUCUAAAAGCGUCCUACUCAAACAGGAUAGCCACAAGAUCGUUGGGUUCCAUGGCAAAGCGGGUACGGACAUAAUUCACCAAGUUGGAGUCCAUAUCAAGCCCAUUUAAAAAUGAUUUUAAGAGUGUUCCUUCGUUAAAUGAGCUAUAAAAAAAGCUGUGCUUUAUAAAAAAAAAACCUAUGCUUUAGAAAUUUACAUUGUACGUGUGUAAAUGGUAAGUGGAAGUUUGAAUAAGGUCUUUCACGUACUUCGACUAGUUGGGUUUGUUUGUUUUGUGUUUCAAUGUCUCCUUAUGUUGUAAUCAGUGGGUUUGUAUAUA